AUGAGAACGGCACCAGUGCUCAUCUCAGGACUUGACGAGUCAACAACCAUAGAAGAGCUGAGGGCAGUUCUUGCUGAAAGAGACCCAGAGCUAGCAGACAUCAAACCCUUCACCAUCCGAACAGCAGCCAACGGCUGGAGCACUGCAAAGAUCGAGACCUCGAUACAGUCGGCAUUGCGGCUAGCUGCUGAUCCCAAAUUGAGGAUUGGAUGGAGCAACUGCAGGAUAAAGCUGCUCGGGGAAAAGAAAAGGGUUUGUUUCCGAUGCCUAGAAACCGGGCAUGUAGCAGCAGGAUGCCAGGGGGAAGAUCGUUCCAACCGCUGCAUCAAAUGUAGGAAGGAUGGUCAUGUGGCCAAGAAUUGCGAAACGCGAGCCACGACUGGGUCAAUGCCGCGUAAUGAGGCCGGAAGGACCAACGGACCAGGUCCUAAGAACGGUCCCGCUAGUGCCUCUGACGUACCACAUGUCGCAGGCACUGUCGGGACACGGCUGUUUUCAAUACUAUCUGCACAGGCGAGCCAGGGCCACCAGCCCCAUCUGUCUCCAGUGCUUGAGCCACGAGGACACCGCAGAGCACACCCUCACUGA
Molecule: messenger RNA, 588 nt
Organism: Metopolophium dirhodum (rose-grain aphid)
Lineage: Eukaryota; Metazoa; Arthropoda; Insecta; Hemiptera; Aphididae
Exons: 1
Coding region: 1-588 (195 amino acids)
Molecular function (GO): nucleic acid binding; zinc ion binding
Source: RefSeq, a predicted model, not a curated record